AUGCUCCACGAAAUCCUCCUUUCCCUCUCGGGGCACCCGUCUCCGCUCCUCAGGGCGGACCGAACGGGCAUAGACACAUCCUCCGUGAUCUCGCCGCCCGAGCGUGAGCUCCUCGCCUCGGUUGCACAUCUCAGCGACCUCCACGUAAAGUUGAUCAACUCUACGGCCCAGAUCAGCUCCUCGCACCCGUCGGCCAUCUGCCGCGCCGUGACCACCGCCGUCGACUCCAUAUACCUCGCUGCCUUCCAGCGCAAGAUCCUCGAAGUGGAAGACUCCAUACUGCGCAAAGACGCUGGGCUUGUCGGCGCCUACAAUACUGUCCCCUUGACCGCGGUGGUGGGCGAGUUCUCCGGCUGGGUCAGGCGCAUGGAAUGGCUCUGGGCCCUUGUGCAGUUCAUCAAGGAGAAGACCAGGCGCGGCAAGGAUGAUGAGGACCUCUACUGCACUGGCGCCCAACUGAUAGAUCGGUUACGCGGGGAGUUGCAGACCGGCUAUGUCGACAUCGAGGAGGCAGUGCGCAAUCUCGUCCAAGCAGCAGAGAUUGCAUGGCUCAAACAAGUGUCGGCUUGGAUCCUGUAUGGUCGUCUACCAACGUUUGGAGGAGAUGACUUCUUCAUUCAGAGGAUAGAGGAUAGCGACGAGGAUUUUAUAUCAGUGCCAGAGCUGUUACCUUCGUUUGUGGCGCCCUCCACGGCCACAUCAAUGCUGUUCAUUGGCAAAUCACUGAAUCGAAUACGGGCCAAAAGCGCCCUCGAUACGAACUUGCGCGGCAUCGACCAUUUGUCGUCACAGCUGAAAGAAUUGUCCAGACUAACGUACCCAUUGGACCCCGCAACCUUUUUCAGAACCAUUACCGGCAUCAGGUUGCAUCUGUCCAAGACUAUCCUGCAGAAGCUGCUGCCCGUCAGCAAAGCUGUGGAGAUACUGCAACUCCUCCGGGACUUCUUCCUGCUUGGCCGCGGCGAGUUCGCCAUGGCGCUCAGCCAACAGGCAGACGAAGCGAUACGCAGUAGAUGGCAGCGCGCCGAUAAUUUGGCAUACGAGAAGCGCGAUGCACUAGCCACCGUCACAGUCAAGGAAGGCGAAGUGGCCGCUGUUCUAAGCCGGACAUGGGCAGUCCUUGGGUCUAUGCAAGGGCAGCAUGCUGAGGAAGACGAGGGCCUCGAGUUGGCACGGGAUCUACUCCAGCUCACUCUUACCAGGUCCAAGUCGACUACGCCGCUCAAGCCCAGCGUAAGAGCGUUGGCGCCAACGCCGUUUCAGAACCUACUGUUCUCUGUCCCUGCGAUCUUGACCCUAAAUAUACCCUCUCCUUUGGACCUCUUUCUCAACGCCACGGACCUUCAAACCUACACCGUCAUAAACUCUUACCUUCUCUCUAUAAGGAGGGCACACCUGCACCUGACCGAUCUUUGGAAAAUCACCUCGAUCCGUCGGCACCAUCCCCCUCCGCCCGGACCGCCCUAUGGCAGUACGAAGAAUGGACAGGCGAAAGUACGCUUGCUCCGUGAACGACACAUUGGUCGUUCAAACGCCAUGCGGUUGGCUUGGGUUACUUGUAGUGCCGCCAUAUUUUUCCUCGCCGAGACAGAGGGCUAUCUGCAGACCGAGGUGGUCUCUGGUUUGUGGGAAGGCUUUCAAAAGUGGCUUCUCACUGGGAGUGAUGACCCUCGACAGAACGAGCAGCAACACCCCGCAAAGCUGUCCGCUGCGUCAGAACAUACGGUGGAAGAGGAUGAUGUCUGGCUUGCAGCUUCGUCAUCAGAUCUGGACGGACAGCCCUCCCUGCGACACCACAAGGAAUCAGAAGGUUCGCAAUCUGAACCUCAUGACCCGGAAACACUCGCCGCUGCCCACAGGAUCUACCUGAGGACUCUAACGCGGCGUCUUUUGCUGACGAACAAAGCUUUUACGGACCCUCUGUACGAAGUUCUCGUCGAUGUUGACCAUCUGGUUGCUCUGAUCCGCCGUCUUCAUGGCAUCUGGACAUCCAUGGACCUCGAGGCCGACAUGGGCGUCAUUGAUGCAUUCGUCGACUUGGAACGGGAGGAGGUGGAUGUACAGAGAUCGAUCAAGAAGGUGGCGGAGAAGGUCAGGCUGGGCAUCGAGCAGGUAGUGGGAGUUUUGAGGGCCAUGGAAGGCAGCCCCUUUACCAAUGACGACUUUGCUUUCGACGAGGACGGGGGCGCUGCUGCGGAGGAAGACGAUGACGAUAUCGGGGCGGGCCUGCGACAGAGCGGCCACUAUGUGCCUCGUCGGGUGGGUGGCAUAGACAGGUUGCUGGUCAAGCUGGACUUUGGUGCUUGGUUUGACAAGAGCGGAUCGGGUAAUGGCGUUGACGACGAUGACCUAUGA
This is a messenger RNA of Thyridium curvatum, 2355 nucleotides long. RefSeq lists its product as uncharacterized. NCBI's taxonomy places the organism in Eukaryota, Fungi, Ascomycota, Sordariomycetes, Thyridiales, Thyridiaceae. The record is from RefSeq and is a predicted model, not a curated record. The transcript has 2 exons. Gene Ontology annotation, biological process: cytoplasmic microtubule organization; spindle assembly; mitotic cell cycle. Bases 1 to 2355 code for a protein of 784 amino acids. Gene Ontology annotation, molecular function: microtubule minus-end binding; gamma-tubulin binding. Gene Ontology annotation, cellular component: spindle pole; equatorial microtubule organizing center; gamma-tubulin complex.